Molecule: messenger RNA, 1257 nt
Organism: Solanum lycopersicum (tomato)
Lineage: Eukaryota; Viridiplantae; Streptophyta; Magnoliopsida; Solanales; Solanaceae
Source: RefSeq, a predicted model, not a curated record
AUGGUUUUUAGAGCUUGGAGCUCAUCGUUGACAGAGCUUAAAGGUUUGUUGAUGGCUGGCUUCUUGGUUAGGUUUUUUGUGGUUGUUGAGUCUGUUUUCAUGGGGUUUUGGGGUCAUUUGGUUGCUGUUUUUGUGUCUGGUUCGACCUGCUGGUUGCAGCAGUGUUGUUUCGUGAUGAUUCUCGCCGGAGACAGUGGAUUUGAUGGGUUUGGAGUCGGGUAUUUGGUGGUUUUAGCGAGCUCGAAGCUCGUUCGCUUCAUGCGUUAUGCUCCGGCAUUUUUGAAUGGUUGGAGGGAUGUAUGCAAAUGGAAUGGAAAAGCCACAUUGUUGAUACCUUUAGGGGAAUAUGUGGUAAAUGGUGCAGUUUUUAAAGGACCAUGCAAUGGAUGGGACAAGACCUUCGAAAUGAGAGGAGUUAUCAAAGCUCCAAUAGAUCCAAAGAUAUUCUGCAAUGAGUAUUGGAUUCUUUUUAAGUAUAUAGAUGGCUUAAAGAUUAAAGGACAUGGAACCUUUGAUGGACAAGGGGCUUGUGCUUGGGGAAAACAUCAAUGUGCAAUCCUUCCCUUUACAGUUGGAUUCUAUUUCAUGAAUAAUUUUAUUGUGCAUGACAUACAUUCAAUCAAUAGCAAGGGUGUACACAUCAACAUCUUCAGUUGCAGUUAUGGAUAUUUUAGGCAUAUUAAGAUAAGUGCACCAGAUGAAAGCCCUAACACUGACGGCAUUCGUAUAGGCAACUCAAACAACAUCCGUAUCGUGGAUUCAAACAUUGGUACCGGAGAUGAUUGUAUAGCUAUGGUAGCAGGUAGUCAAAGCAUCAACAUUACCAGAGUCACUUGUGGCCCUGGCCAUGGAAUAAGUAUAGGUAGCUUAGGUAAACUAACUAACAAUGAUGUUGUGAAGGAUAUACACAUCAAAAAUUGCACCUUGAUCAAUACUCAGAAUGGUGUGAGAAUUAAGACUUGGGCAUUAUCGAUGAAUGGUAUGGCUACAAAUAUAGCAUUUGAGGAUAUUAUCAUGAUAAAAUCAUCAAAUCCUAUAAUAAUUGAUCAACAAUAUUGUCCAAGUGGUAAUUGUAAAAAACAGACAUUAAGUAAGGAGCCAUCUGCAAAGCCUACCAUGUCUGCUACAGUUGAUGCUACUGAGCAGAUUCUUGCUGGUACUCAGAGCAAUGCUUCGAGAAACCAUUUCGGGGGAAAUCGUCAAAGCACAGGCAACUUUAUCACGGAGGGUCAUAUCCAAAGUCCAUGCUGCUCCUAG